Messenger RNA from Cornus florida, 1417 nucleotides. RefSeq names its product RING-H2 finger protein ATL2-like. Lineage: Eukaryota; Viridiplantae; Streptophyta; Magnoliopsida; Cornales; Cornaceae. The transcript has a single exon. The coding region runs from base 295 to 1149 and encodes 284 amino acids. The record is from RefSeq and is a predicted model, not a curated record.
AUCAGUCCAUUGUAAUUGGAUUGAGAUAUUUUUUUAUUUUAUUUAUAAUUUUUUUUACGGAGAUAUCAACACUUCACUCGCUCGCAUAAAAUUUCAAGAUUUAUUAAACUGGGUCAUUUUGGUCAUUUCAUUAAACCACGUAAAUCCCCACGUCUAUUAUACGGAGUACUGGCACUCCAAGAUUAUUAAAUAUAAACCUUAACACAUCUAUAGUCUGCACUUGAAGAAGAACAACUACCCCUCCUCUCUCUCGCCCCCUCGCACAGACCUUCUCUCUCUAAAACCGCGUAGCAAAUGGAUGAUGACAAUUAUGGUCGGCGCUACGGACCAAAGGGCUACGCGCAGAGCGGCAAGAUAAUGCUCAGCGCAAUUGUCAUCCUCUUCGGCGUCGUCGUCUUCAUGGUCUGCCUCCACAUAUACUUCCGCUGGUACCUCCGCCGCUCGCGGCGGCGCCACCUCCAAGUCCGCCGCCGCAAUCGCCGCCUAGUCUUCUAUCUCGAAUCCAGAAACCCCAACUCCGCCUCUGCUACCACCGUCCACGGCCUCGACUCCUCCGUCCUCAUCUCCCUCCCAAUCUUCUUCUCCCCGGAGACCCACCCCGAUUCGCUAGAAUGCGCCGUGUGCUUAUCGGAAUUCGAGGAGAACGAAACGGGUCGUCUCUUGCCCAAAUGCAAGCACAGCUUCCACACAGACUGUAUUGACAUGUGGUUUCACUCUCACUCCACCUGCCCAGUUUGCCGAUCGCCGGUCGAGCCGCAGAAUUCGCCUCCGGUUCACGAGAACCCGCCCGAUUCGGCUGUGCCAGUGGCUGAACCGGUGGAACCCGGACCGGAUUCGUGUUCUGGGUUGCCUAUGGAUUCUUCAUCGUCGUCGUCUUUGGGGACUCGAAGAAAGGGAUUGGAUAUGGAGACUGUGACGGUAGAGGUACAGAGGAGGAACGAGUCGGUGGACGAGUUGGUACUGAGUUCACCCGCGAGUCAGGCGCUGAGAUCGCCGGGGACGCGGUUGCUGUCGUUGAAGAGAAUACUCAGCAUGAAUAGGAAGUCGCCGUCUGGUGUGGGAGCGAGUUGCGGAACUUGCGGGGUUGGGGUUAGUGAGCUGGAUGUAGACGAGUCGACUCAGAAAACUCGGGCUCACACACCUAGGUGAGAACCAUGAAUAUUCAAAAGAGAUGGUCACGGUCAAGCGACGGCGUAUUAAGAACGUUGAAAGUUUUAUUUUUUCAAAAGUUAAUGUUGAAAAUUGGAAACAAUGACAUUUGGCGACUGUAUGUGAGAGACUCGAAUCUCUAGGGGAGACUAGGACGGUGGGAUGCGGGUGAGUAGACUAGACGUGGCACGAAUAUAGUGAUUAUAAUAUCUUGUAAUGGGAGUUUUUCUCACUUGUUGGAUAUUGAUUAACUUGUUUUGGAUAAUUA